CAAUUGAAACCGGAAUCAUUUCCAGAGCGAUCAGAAACAAGAAUCAGAGAGAUAUGUGAUCGUCUAAUCUGAUCGCUGAGGGACGACGAGGAUAGAUUUCAGAUAAAGUCUGGUUUUUCCCGGUUCGCUCUGAAUCUUCCGAAAUGUUGCUGCCAAUAUUGUAAUCAAUUCCUUUCUAGAGAAAGUUGUUUAAACCGGUUAGGCUCCUCCUUCCUCCCGGAGUCUCGGUGCGCUCUUCUGCUCUUCGUGAUUACUCUUCUGUAGGAACUUAAAUUUAAACUUAUAGGACUUUUUGGAUCGGUCAGAGGAACUAGACGAAUUCAGGAAAUUUGUUUGUUUGGUUUUCCGAUUUUGCUCUCCAAUUACUAUAUUUCAUACAGAAGUCUUUUUUUUUUUUUUUUUUUUUCUCUUCAAUGGCAACCACUAGAUGGAAAGAAUGGAAGGUGGGAUUACACUAUUAAUUGGGACUCUUAAUUUGCCAAAAGAUGCUGGUGAAAGGCUUGGGCUUGUGACUUGUGAGAUUAUACUUGAUCUCAAACACCUUAAAGAAAUUACAUUUUCUGGUACUCAUAACUCCGUUUCCUGUUAGUCACACCUUCACAUGACUCUGAUUAUAAACUUAUAAUGCAUUAUUAUCCACAUAACUUCUUGAACCAGACACUCAAAUGAUUCCCAACACAAGAUUGCAAGAAAACAAAUGUAUAUAUGUAUGCACACAUAUUGGUUUAGCAUAAUCGAUCAUCUGUGUUACACAAACAGUUUUUAAUGCAGGAAUGCUCGUGAACUCUCACACAAUGAAAGCAGGAAAAGACGGUGAAAGGUACUCUGAUUCUUUUUAAUCCAAAAGCUUCAAGUUUCUGCUAUGCAACUUUCAAUACAAUAUUUAAAUUUAAGUUACACUAGUCCUCAUUAUAAGUUUCCAACCUUAUAAUUAGUAGCAAGAAUAAUCUAAUGAGAGAUUAUUGAAUUAGUUUUAUUAUAAUGAAGACAAAUCAAUGUGAAAGAAUAUUAGAAGACUUAGGUCGAUCAUUAUAUACCUAAUCAUAUAUUCUUCUCUGACUUUUUCUACUAAUUAUUAUAACUAGUACUAAAUCACUUCUUCAUUUCCUAUCCCUUAGUGCCAAACCACAUUAUGACCUUCUCAAAACAAAUCCCUCUCCUUCUGUUCCUCUUCUUCUUCCCUCUCCGAACCGCCUCCUCAGACCCAAAACCUUGCUACACAUCUUCAUGCAGACAUGGAGAGAUGGAUGGAAGGAUAAACGUUCGUUUCCCUUUCUGGCUAUUCCCCAAGCAACCUGAGUCAUGUGGCCAAACAGGAUUCAACCUCCUAUGCACCGAUCAUCAAGAGACAACCAUAAAGCUUCCCAACUCUGGAACAUUUCUCGUCCGAGAUAUCGACUAUCGACUGCAGCGUAUUCGCCUCAACGACCCAAAGAAAUGCUUAGCCAAACGACUUCUCACCUUUGACGCUUCAGGGUCUCCUUUUUCUCCUCUUCACCUUCUCAACUACGUCUUCUUUAGCUGUCCUCGUGAAGAGGACGUCAAUCACUCCCUUUACAAACCCAUUCACUGCCUUGGAUUCGCCGGUGACCUCAACGACCAAGACCUCUGGCUGAAAUGGGACUCCCCGAAUUGCAGUGUUUGUGAGGCAAAGGCUAAUUUGAGAUGUGGAUUCAUAAACAAUACCACCCUCCAAGUCCAAUGCGUCAGUUCUGUAAACUCAGGACUUCACAACACAAGCUUACAAGUACUACAGAUAAUCUGCUUCUCCCUAAUCGGACCAGUCUUCGCCUUGACCUUCUGUGUCGGUCUUGUCAUGUGCAGUUCCCAGAGAGUCUCUUCCCAGAUACAACACGCCAUGAUUUCCGGAUCCGUAACACCGCAGCCAAGCGACCAAGUCAUCACGAGGACGGGUCUCGAUGAGUCUACGAUUGAGUCAUACAAGAAAGUUGAGUUAGGGGAGAGUAGGAGACUCCCGACCGGGUCAAAUGAUGUCGUAUGUUCCAUUUGUUUGUCGGAAUACGCAACCAAAGAGACGGUUAGGUGCUUACCCGAAUGUGAACAUUGUUUCCAUACCGGAUGCAUCGAUGCAUGGCUCAAGCUGCAUAGUUCGUGUCCGGUUUGUCGGAGCAAUCCCUCUCCGUCGCGUGAAAUGUGCAACUAACACUGUAUGUAUGAGUCGAUAUUCCGGCUCUCAGAUUAAUUGUUUUGUAUAUAUGUAAUUUACGUUUGUAAAUAUGUAAUUUGGAUUUCUUGGAUUCUCCAAAAAAAUUUAAUGGAUCUGUUGAGGAACAA
This is a messenger RNA of Eutrema salsugineum, 2295 nucleotides long. RefSeq names its product RING-H2 finger protein ATL22. Gene Ontology annotation, molecular function: polysaccharide binding. The transcript has 3 exons. Lineage: Eukaryota; Viridiplantae; Streptophyta; Magnoliopsida; Brassicales; Brassicaceae. The record is from RefSeq and is a predicted model, not a curated record. The coding region runs from base 1133 to 2164 and encodes 343 amino acids.